AUGGACGAAGAUGUGCUGGCCACCCUGAAGAUUCUCAUCAAUGGCGACAGUGUGGUGGGCAAGCCCAACCUACUAUUGAGGUUCACAGAUGAUACUUUUGAUCUAGAACUUGCAGCAACAAUAGGUGUUGACUUUAAGGUGAAAACAAUUUCAGUGGAUGGAAAUAAAACCAAACUUGCAAUUUGGGAGAAGCGUGAAGUUGAUAAAAAUGCAGCAUUCAUGUUGUUUAUAGAGGCCAGUGCAAAAACCUGUGAUGGUGUACCGUGUGCCUUUGAGGAGCUGGUGGACAAGAUCAUCCAGACCCCUGGACUGUGGGAGAGCGAGAACCAGAAUAAAGGAGUGAAACGGUCACACAGCGAAGAAGGCCAGGGUGGAGGAGCGUUCGGCGCAUACUGCUCUGUGCUGUACACACUGCGGAGCUCCAGCUCCUGCACAUUUGAUCAAAUAAUGACCUCCUUCCUGUUCAUAAACUCUCUAACUGCUCUUUUAGGGACCUUGCUGUUUGCACAUAAUUUGUGGAAAUUCCACUCUUUGGCUUUCCCAGGACGCUUGUCAGUGGAUUUAGAGUCCACCCAGAUCAUCUGGUUUGGGGAGCAUUUUGAGUUCCUCUUCUACCACAUGUCAGGAAAGUUCUGGUAUCUCUAUUAG
Molecule: messenger RNA, 648 nt
Organism: Echinops telfairi (small Madagascar hedgehog)
Lineage: Eukaryota; Metazoa; Chordata; Mammalia; Afrosoricida; Tenrecidae
Product: ras-related protein Rab-18-like
Exons: 4
Coding region: 1-648 (215 amino acids)
Molecular function (GO): GTPase activity; GTP binding
Source: RefSeq, a predicted model, not a curated record